CACAGAGGGACUGUGAGGAAGGAAGCUGGGGGCCUGAGCAGGAGGGUAACCUCAGGAGAAGGGCCCACCCACCACACCAAGCAAGAGGCCCAGGAAGACCCCUCUCAAACCACGCCAGCCUUACGGGGAGAGCAGGCCUCAUCUUCAUCAUGAACUGGCACAUGCUAAUCUCUGGGCUUUUCAUAGUGGUGCUUAAAAUUGUCGGGAUGACCUUAUUUCUGCUUUAUUUCCCACAGAUUUUGGGUGAAAAUAAAGCCAGCUUCACUUCCACAGAGAGGUAUGGAACAGUUCCACAGAUUUUCGGGAGCAGCUCUGCUCCCACAGAAAGCUACGGAGCAGUCUGCCCCAGAGAGUGGGAUCUUCAUGAAGGAAGAUGUUUUUUCCUGUCCACCUCUGAAUUGUCUUGGAACAAAAGCAGGGAAUUCUGUGAAGCGGAAGGAUCCAGUUUGGCUAUUGUCAACACGCCAGCGAAACUGGAGUUUCUCCAGGACAGAACUGGGGCUGAGAAGUAUUUUAUUGGCUUAUUAUACCAGCAUGCAGAGGAAGGGUGGUAUUGGAUUGACAACUCCAUGUUCAAUGGCAACGUUGUCAAUCAGCGUCUGCAUUUCAACUGUGUGACCAUAGGCCUGACAAAGACAUACGAUGCUGCCUCAUGUGACGUCAACUACCGCUGGAUCUGCGAGAAGAGGGCUACAUGACUGUAGUACUUGGUGGCCUCCGAUGAGAACAACAGAUAUGCUUAUGGAGAAAGCAAAGAGAAUAUUUAUAACUGCAACUGGUCCAGAAAAGACGGAACAUCAAAUUACUGUGUCAAUCCCCCAUAGGUGACUAACACAGCUCCCUAAUGAAUCCUCAAGGCUCACGUACCAGCCUCCACACAAAUACGCUUGCAGACACACAACUGAGGCGAACUCCCCAUGUGGAGGCAGCUAUUCCCCCAGGGCCCCAUCUCCUGUGAGAGUCACAUGUGCAGCCCUUUUUGUAUAUGCACAGGGUGUCUAACCAAUGAUUGCUUCAUCCACCUGUCUACUAGGAGAGGUCCUUGCCCAUAGCUUUGGGGGACUGGAAGCUAGCCAUCUCCAGGAAACAGGGCUGGUUUUAUGGAGGCCUUUCAGCUGUAUAGUGGUGAGGUCUGUUUCUACAGAACUGAGCAUUUUGGACUGCUCAGCAGGGUUUGGCUUGUUGCCAGGGUCUGCUUUAUCCUCAGAGCACAUGACCAUACCACCAGGGAAAAAUCUUUGGGCCAAACAAGGGUGAAUAUUAUUUAGGGAGCAGCAAGGAUAGAAGAUGGAUGAACUCAGCUUCUGUGGCCUCACAUCUGUUCCCAAAAGCCCUGUUCACAUGCCGCUCACCCCCACCCUGGUAGCACAGCAGAGGGGCCCUACUCAGUCUUAAGUGAGGCCAGGCCUGGGGCAGGGCUCCUGCAGCCAGCCUUGGAAGAGAGACAGCAGUAUUCCUGGGAAUGCAGAGGGAUCUGGCCAGGGCAGGAAUCUGCUAAGAACCCCGUUGGAGACAAGCAGACAGCCACAAUGGCCAAGCCGACUGAGUGUCUGUCUGUUCUUUGACAAAGCCCUGAAGAGAUAGUCACUCACGCUUCUUGGUCUGUGUCUAAAUCUCCAUUUUUGUAGAUUUCAAUGACCUGGUCAUAUUUUUUUAGUAUAUUUUACAAUUUGGAAUAGUCUCUUGGGCUCCAGCGGUCACAACACACUCCUGCCUUCAGCUCUGGAGAGACCCUGCUACCAGGCACAACCUACUGGCCCACAGCCUUGCACCGGGCGGCAUCACACUGCCCAGGACUGGUCCAGCUGCCCCAGGAGUAGAAAAAGAGGAGGACCACUCAAGGAAAUAUUGGGCAUGGACAAGGAGUGGGCAUACAGCAGAAAGAGAACACCAAGGACAAGCGGAAAUCAUAUGCGGGAAGAAACGGAGCCAUACUGGCCAUAAUGGCAGAAGGGCAAGAAGGUAGACAGACCUGGAGCAAUGCUGGCUACCCCGGCUGUUCUCUGCACUUGCCGGAAAACAUGAGCUACAUGCCCUCUCUCAGUCCAUAAAAGAGAAAAGAGAUGCCUGUGUGUUUUGAAUAACAAGAAUUAAACUGUAAGGAAAGAUAAUAUAAAACAAAUAGAAAUUACAGUCACCUAAGUAAACUGCUCACCAUGUACGUAUAAAAAUGUACCUGAAUGACUGUGUAUAUCAUUAGAUGUAUGUCAAAGUAAAUUAUUGCUUUAUUUUUAUUACAUUACAGAGCUCUGUUCCUAGAUCCCUAGCCUUCAUAAUUUUUGGUUAAUUAGCUGGGCCACUUACUGUUGCACAGAAGCUGAAUUUAAAACCUGAGAUAAUAUAUAUUAAGUGUUGGAACUUGCUUGAAGGAGGUUACCAGAAGUAAUCUGUGUCUGGGGAGGACUGGAUGUUGGAAUUACAUCAGUACUCUGUGGGGAUACAAGUUCUUUGAUGGUGUUUGCCAAGAAUAAAGGCUGCAGCUGAGGAGUGGGGAGAGGCUGAGUCUGUGGAACAUAAAGGAAUAAACAGAAUUCCACACCAAAGGCAAGCCCCAGAAUUUAGGCGACAGAAAGGAAACCACAAUCCUUCUGUUUUGAGAAAGGAGAACUGUGGUUGCAACACUUCCUCUUUGACGACAGAAUAGAUUGCAGACCUUCACAGUCAGGAAAUGCAGACAUCUAGUAGACAUCCCAAAUUUUCCCCAAGAUGAUGAGACACUUCUGCAAAAGUUCUGAAAGAGGCCCCACGGGCUGGGGUGGGGGUGGGAGCAGGUAGAGAACAGGUGCACUGUGGUUUAAGGUCAUUAUCCGGGGGAGUCCAGGUUGCUGGAUCCUUGGAAGGGCAGAGAAACAUGGCCCUAUGGAGCAGCAGCAGUAUGUUUUUUUUAAAAGCAAUGGAAAUUUAGUAAACCACAGGACUCAUUUUACUUCCAAUAUGCUAUGCAAAUCUGUACAGAUUUCUUACUCUUUCUGUACCUUAAUUUCUUUGCCUAUAGAAGGGGGCAGUACUAUCCCUCUCACAAAAUUCUUGUACAUAAUAAAUAAGAUCCCCACUAUGUAUUUCAGUGGCAAUAAAUGAUAGGGGAAGCAUUCUGUGGACAAUUUGAAGUUGAGACUUUCAUGCAAGAAAUGGCUUUUCAAUUUGCUGAAGCUGAAUGUAGGCAAGCCAUUUAACUUCUAAGAACCUGUUUAUUCAUUUAUAAUGUGUGAACAAAUAUAUGCUCAAGCUGGGGAGAAGUGCCUCAAAUUUUCUGUGGCCAAGGCACAUGACAUCAAAACUGCACUUUCCAUGGCUCUGGCUUACUUACAAAUCCCCAUCCUCUCUCUGUGAGUGAAGUGGUCCCCUGGCCAAAGUCACCGACACCUGGCCCCUCAGAUGUCCACAGAUCAGCACUGAUGCUUGAAUGAAAAUACCAGGCAUAGGGAGCCUUUCCCCAUUUCCCUACGGUUACCACCCUCUGCCCUGAGAAGCUGUGUCCUUUGGUGACCUUGGCCUCUGGCUAGUCCUACUUCACUUGGAGUCACCCUCAGCAAAGGCUGAGUAAGAAUGGAGUAAGCAUCUUACCCUUCACUUUUACUCUAGGUGCUCAAGGACACUAUCACUUAUGAUUCAGCAGCCAAAGUAUCCUGCAGAGGGUCCUCACGAUUCCCUUAGACAUCUUCACCACCAGCCAGUGAGGCUGAGAGAGCAGAUAUUUGAUUAUCUAUCAAGCCACAGUCCAUGUUCAAUUUCUUAUUUUAGGGACAAAUGAUUGAAUUAAUCAAAAUCUUUCAUUCAUAAGACACUCUCGUAACUGGUAC
Messenger RNA from Manis pentadactyla (Chinese pangolin), 3800 nucleotides. It is a transcript of the gene CLEC5A, whose product is annotated as C-type lectin domain containing 5A. NCBI's taxonomy places the organism in Eukaryota, Metazoa, Chordata, Mammalia, Pholidota, Manidae. The record is from RefSeq and is a predicted model, not a curated record. Gene Ontology annotation, biological process: innate immune response. The coding region runs from base 150 to 698 and encodes 182 amino acids. Gene Ontology annotation, molecular function: virus receptor activity. The transcript has 7 exons.